AUGGAUUGUACUACUGCUUUAAUAAAAAAGUUUUCUUGUGCGCGUACCAAGUGUGAAUCAAUUAUUCUGAAUGUAUUGGCUCCUUUUGCAAUGGAUCAAAUAAUAGACGAACUAAAAGCUGUUAAUUUUGCGACGGUUAUGAUUGGCACUUCAAAUCAUAAGAAUUUAAAAAUUGUCCCAAUUUUUAUUCGAUAUUUCGAUCCUAAAACGGGAGUUCAAAUAAAAGUGCUAGAAUUCACAAAUUUGAAAGGAGAAACUUCGGAUAUAUUGUCGUCAUAUAUUAUAGAAAUUUUAACAAAACAUAAAUUAUCUCACAAAAUUAUUGCAUUUACCAGUGACAACUGUAAUACUAAUUUUGGAGGUGCUGCAAGGAGGGGAACAAAAAAUGUUUUGACGAUUUUAAACAAUAAUUUAAAGACUAACAUUUCUGGAAUUGGUUGUGCAGCUCAUAUUCUGCACAACGCUAUGCAAACUAGUACAGAUAUCUUACCUAUUGAUGUCAAAUAUAUCGUUCAUAAAAUAUUUCAAUACUUUUAUAUUUAUACUGUGAGAGUGGAAGUAUUAAAAUAAUUUUGUGAUUUUACAAAUCCCAAUUCCAAAACCUACUUGGAAGGUAAAGACAAGAUGGCUAUCCUUACAACCAGCAGUCUCCAGAAUUAUUGAAAUGUAUCCAGCUUUAAAAUUGUACUUUGACACUCAGGAUAAAUGCCCAACCAUUUUAAAAUCAUUUUUUAGUGACCCCGUUGCAAUAAUAUGGUUUCAUUUUAUACAAAGUCAAUUAAAAGUAGUUUGUGACACUAUAAAAAGAAUAGAAGGGGACAACAAAUCUGCAUGUAAAGUAUCAGAAGAACUAGAAGUACUAUGCGGAAAAAUAAAAAAUAGAAAAAAACAAAACUUUUUAACUUCCAGUGUAAACUCGAUGCUUUUAGAACUAGAGACAAAAAAUAAAUACACAAAAAAAAAUUUAUAGAGCAAACUAACCAGUUUUAUGACACAUUUUUAUUGUAUAUUGAAAAGUGGGGAAAUUCAUUUGAAGAACUAAAAAUAUUUCGUUGGACACAAUUGAUAAAUUAUCCAACAUGGAAUGAUAUUCAAAAAAGUUUAAUAUUUAUUUUGCAAAAUAAUAAACAAAUCGGUUGGAAUGUGGAUGAAGAUAUUCUUUUUGAUGAAUAUAAUCAUGUAGUUAAUGUUAUAAAUGAAAAUUUAAAAGAAUGUCAGAAUAAAUAUGUUUGUGUUGAAGAAAUAUGGUGUGCUAUCUAUACAAUUUUAAAUAGUAAAAGUAUAUUGAUAAAUAAUUUUUGGAAUAUUGUAGAAUAUUCUCUAGCAAUGCCUGGAACAAAUGCUGCAAUUGAAAGAGUAUUUUCUAUCACUAAUUUGUUAUGGACGGGCGAAAAAAAUCGCUUUCUUGUUCCUACCAUCAAAUCAAUUAUACUUUUGAAAAAUCGUUUCAAAAAAUAUUCGUGUAAUGAUUUUUAUGAUUUUUUGCUUACACAACCAAAACUGUUAAACGCAAUCAGUCCAUGGCAAAAGUACAGUAACGACACAUUUGAUAAUAAAGGACAUGAUGAGCAAUUGACAUCAACCCAAUAA
This is a messenger RNA of Cinara cedri, 1590 nucleotides long. NCBI's taxonomy places the organism in Eukaryota, Metazoa, Arthropoda, Insecta, Hemiptera, Aphididae. The record is from the annotation of a GenBank genome assembly.